AUGGAUGUAGAUGACAAUCCGAGGCCCCAGAAGCGCAUCAAGCUAGAUAACAAAAGCCACUGCUUACCCCCCGAAAUUCUCCUGCUUUCGUUACCAAGCCUUGUGGCGCAUCCUCCAACACACAAACACCACACGCGUUCGCUUUUCCUGUCGCAACUUGCUUUACGGAAGUGCCUUUCGGUACCUGGACUGGACUCGAGUACGGAAUGUCGUGCUUGGACGGAGCUGGCGGAAGUAGGGCUGCGGAUUGGGUUGAACGAGCCGGGUGUGGAGAGGGAGGUAGAGAUGGCCAUCACGAAAGCACUUGUAAUCACUAAAAAACAUCCCUCUCUACGCGCCUUCAAGACACAGCUAACGCACCUCUCCUCCAAACUCGCCCUCCGCCAAAAUAAUUCACGAUUCGCGCAAAACACGCUCAAGAAACACCUCACCGACUCCAUCCUUCCCUCUGACCCGCCUCACGUUCAAUACUCCGCCCACCUCGCAUAUAUGUCUAGUUUGUCAACCACCCCGGACACCAAUGAUACCGGCCAUCAUCACUCCCCAUCCAGCGGCCGCUUGUGGGUGCUGACGGCUAUCCGAGACUUCCACCGACUCGCGACGAAUAACGGACACCAGCAAGUCGCGCUCCUGGCUACAGUCCUCGAGCUGCACGAAUACAUUCAAGCCGGGCUCUGGAGCAAGGUCGGGCAGUCGUUGACGAGCGUCGAAGAGCUUCUGGGGAUAACUUCGCACCUCAAGCCAGCUGCCACUCCCGCAGCUCCGUCGACGUCGAACCCGGAGCAGAAGCCACAGCCGUUAGGCGGAACAGACCUGGAGAAGGUCCUCGUCACACAAACGCUCAUGAUCGGCAUCAUCUACCACACCUACACCGGCGAUAACGCCAAUGCCCAAUCUCGUACGAAGAAACUGCACGAUAUGCUCGACGGUGGGGCUCUGGAGGCAUUCGGGAAAUUCGGGGUGGUGGAGGUGGACUUGGGAGGUGCGACGCCGCUGCUGAUGCAGGUUACGCACCCAAAGGUUGUCUUUGGGCUUGGGUUCCUGGUUAGCAGUGUGGCGAAGCGAGACCCGGUGGGGCGGAAGCCGAAGAGGAGGGUGUUUGCGAGCGAGGGUGUGGCAUUGCUGGAAAGGGAGGUGAGGAAGGAAGUACCGCUUCCUCUGUGGGCCUCUGUUGCGGAUGUACACGAAAUCCAGUUACGAAUGCAGAAGAUGAAAGCCGAUAUGCUCUGCGAGCUGAUAGGGGUCGCGAUAACUCGAAGCGAAUUUGACGACGCAGAACGCCUCAAGUUAUCGCUCAUACACGGACAUACGGCCUCUUCUCUGCGUACAGUCCUCGUAUCACCCUCCAUCAAGCCCAUCUUGCACACGCACUCGCGCAAACAGAUCGUGCGUGGAAGUGCUAUCAGGUUGCAGCCUUCCUAUCCCGUAAACGAGCUUCAAUUGCCCUCAACUGCCAAUGCCUCCAAUGCACGUCACCCCCCUCGCUUGACACCCAACGCCAACGCCAACGAGGAGGAGGAGGACGGCUGUGAAGAUUAUUGGGUCAACGUCUCGGCACGAGCAGGCGCCAUGUGGCUCCGUGUUGGAGUUGCAAGUGCGACUGAGGACGACGAGGAGAGGGAGGAUGCGUUGGAAGCGCUCCGAAUGCCGGGUAUGGAGAUAGCGAAGGAGUGUGAGGGCUUGGGCGGGACGUUGCAGACGGUAGGCGCGGUCCUGACGGCGUGCUUAGCGAAGGAGUUUUUGGUUACCAAGACCCACCUGCGAACGGCACUGCAGUUAACGAGCGCAGCGGGCGACAACCACUUGCGCGCGCUCAUCCUGUGUCUCAUCGCUGAGCAGUACCUCCAUACGUCGAUGGAGCAUGCAGAGACGAUGCUCGGCACCGCGGAGCAGAUCGCGGCGGGGCUUGGGGCGCAGCCUAAGCCUAAGCCGCUGAAGGAAGCUGCUGGGUCCAAGGGAAAGACACCAGUACCAACGGCACCAGCACCGACUGGGGUAGGCAACGCACACUUGAGGCUAUGGAUCGGGGAGAGGUCUUUAGAGCUCAAAAGGCGAGCAGGCGACGAGGAGGGCACGACGAAACAGGCUAUGAUGAAUGACAAGCUUGCGAGGGAAACGGAGAAGGUGGAGACGCGAAGCUUAAAAGCUCGAUAG
Cyclocybe aegerita is the source of this 2154-nucleotide messenger RNA. The record is from the annotation of a GenBank genome assembly. NCBI's taxonomy places the organism in Eukaryota, Fungi, Basidiomycota, Agaricomycetes, Agaricales, Hemipholiotaceae.